AUGUCCUGCUCCUUAAGCCCGUGCACCGCCGGCUCGGCCGCGCCGUGUGGGGUGGCCGCGCCGCAGCCGCUCGCCAGCAGCUCCAACGAGCCCUGCGUCCAGCAGUGUCCCGACUCCCGCGUGGUCAUCUACCCGCCGCCCGUGGUGGUGACGAUUCCCGGACCCAUCCUCACCACCUUCCCGCAGCAGAGCGUGGUGGGCUCUGAGGGAGUCCCCGAAGUUGGAAGYGGCCCUGCUAGUGCCGGUGUUCCCGGGGGCUCCCGUGUUUAUGGUGGUGCCCAGUGGGGACGAGGAUACCCAGUGGGGAGCUGCAGACCGUGCUAA
Messenger RNA from Nothoprocta perdicaria, 324 nucleotides. RefSeq names its product feather keratin B-4-like. Gene Ontology annotation, molecular function: structural constituent of cytoskeleton. NCBI's taxonomy places the organism in Eukaryota, Metazoa, Chordata, Aves, Tinamiformes, Tinamidae. The record is from RefSeq and is a predicted model, not a curated record. The transcript has a single exon. The coding region runs from base 1 to 324 and encodes 107 amino acids. Gene Ontology annotation, cellular component: intermediate filament.